AUGGUUCAGGAUGAGCUAUUCAAAGGACUGAACUGCAGUGAGCAGAGCAUGGAAUUAAAUGUCAGAACACAGACCCUCUCUGUGUGCGCACCACAGAACACAUCCUGCUCUGGCCACAAAUUUACCUUUGAUCGGGUUUCGGGGCAUCCAGACGACACGUUUGAUGAGAGAAUGCGACUGUGUAGAACACUGAAGGGAUUCCGUGCGCGCACCAUCAUCAUCAGCAGAGUCAUUAGAUAUAUUCUGAACAAAGUUUGA
Messenger RNA from Sardina pilchardus (European sardine), 258 nucleotides. RefSeq lists its product as uncharacterized. The record is from RefSeq and is a predicted model, not a curated record. Bases 1 to 258 code for a protein of 85 amino acids. Lineage: Eukaryota; Metazoa; Chordata; Actinopteri; Clupeiformes; Clupeidae. The transcript has 4 exons.